AUGUGCUUAUUAAGGUAGAAAUAUUUUCACUGCAUAGAUACAGUAAUUAUGAUGAUUGCUUUCAGUGAUUCAUAUUUUUGAUUUGAGCUCUUCGUUUGUGGAUCUUCAUUACUUUAACUUCUGACUAAGGGGACAUUUAUUUCUUUUUAUUUUCCAAAAACCUUUGGUUGUUUUGGUUAUUAUAAUUUUUAUAUAUAUUUUCUCAGGUGGUUACUUUAUAUUAUUUUUCCUUCUAUUAAUUGUGUGUUUAUCUUCUUUCAUCAAACAAUUGAGCAUUAUGUGUGAGUUCUUAGGUAGUAGCAAAUCACUGUAACUAAAUUUCAUGACACUGAAACAAUACCCCCUAUCAGGAAUCAUGACAAACCUUCUCAUUGUUAGAAACACGUAUCCAGUGGUAUCUGUAAUCAAUUAAUUGGUUGCAUGAAUAUUUAAAUCCCCUCUUGCAUGCAGUCCUGUAAUUGUCAUAGAUCAGGGACAUCCAGAACUGUUUUAAUUCUUGGAUUAGGGCAAAUUCCACACUGCAACGAGGGAGUGGGGGAGGAGGGAAAGCUUGGAGGGAGAUGCUAUGCCAAGAUUAUUCCAUGACAAAUGAAAAAGAGAUGAGUGGAGGAGAUCUGGAGUAUUAGCAUUUUCUGAAGGAGAGAGCAUUUUUUGACAUGGAUUGGCACAACUGAAGGUGGAAAAGGAACUAUGUUUGAGGGCUUUUCAUACAAACUUUCCCUGCAAUUCCCAUUGGACUACCCUUUCAAGCCACCUCAAGUCAGGACAAAUUGUCUUCUGCUUAUGAUUGCAAAACCAUUCUACCGUCCAUUCAAAUUCUAUAAGAUCUGGUUUCUCUUCCUUUCAUUUUUAAUUCAUGACACUGGUAAAAUAUCCCUCUAAAUUUACCAAGAACUCUUCUUGCAUGCAAAGCUGAUCCCAAGGGUACCCUCAACAGCUAUGCCGCAAAACAAUGGAGCAAUAAAGAAGGUUGAAGAUUGAACCCUGUCAUUUCCCAUAUCAUAUUUAAUCCUCAUUGUUGUUAUUUAUUGCGUUUGAAGAUUAAGUUGCAGAUAUUAAUGUUCCUAGGUUGACAACCGUUUAUUGACCUAAACUAGGUAUUAUAUACUAUGUAUAUGCAUUAAACUCUUAAGGAAUUU
Molecule: messenger RNA, 1139 nt
Organism: Rubroshorea leprosula
Lineage: Eukaryota; Viridiplantae; Streptophyta; Magnoliopsida; Malvales; Dipterocarpaceae
Source: the annotation of a GenBank genome assembly